Plectropomus leopardus (leopard coralgrouper) is the source of this 2246-nucleotide messenger RNA. It is a transcript of the gene igfbp6b, whose product is annotated as insulin-like growth factor binding protein 6b. NCBI's taxonomy places the organism in Eukaryota, Metazoa, Chordata, Actinopteri, Perciformes, Serranidae. The record is from RefSeq and is a predicted model, not a curated record. Gene Ontology annotation, molecular function: insulin-like growth factor II binding; insulin-like growth factor I binding; fibronectin binding. Gene Ontology annotation, biological process: regulation of insulin-like growth factor receptor signaling pathway. Gene Ontology annotation, cellular component: extracellular region.
UUCAGAUCUUUAAAAGCUGGUGCUUUGCUGUGUCUCUCUCGAUCUCCAUUUGUCUCCUCUGGCACUGCAGGGGACUCAACCGGCAAAGCACCAAGGAAAGCUACUGUAUAGAAACGGGAAGAAGACUGAGGAAAGGGGAGAGAAAGGGAGAGAGUGAGGGAGAAAUAUACAUCCAGAAAUAGCAUCAGCCACAUUUAACUGACAGAGAGGGACAGAGUGGAGAACCUGAGACCUGGACAGAAAAUGCCUAUCCUUUCUAACUUAACAACCGUUGUUUUGUUGCUGAUUGCUCACUGCGGAUCAUGGACCGGGGCAAGCCGCUUGGGCCCCUUCAAGGUCUGUCCCUCCUGCAGGGAUCCACUGGGGGCAGGUCGGCCCCCCAGGGACCAUAAUGUUGCCGGCAGCACGUCAGUGUUGGCCCAGGGAGAGCCCUGUGGUGUGUACACUCUGAGCUGUGCCAAGGGGCUCCGCUGUGUGCCCCCACCAAGGGAGCACAGCCCCCUUCAGGCUCUGUUGCAGGGAAGGGGCAUUUGUGCCAAGCACAGCAGGACUAGUCCCACUGAGAGGCCCCACCCCACAGGUCCCCAUCCCUCACACAGUGGUGACAUUGAAAAAGCACCCUGCCGCAAGCUGCUCAAUAGUGUCCUGAGGGGUCUGGAGCUGACAAUCUUCCAGUCUGACCGUGACAUCUAUAUACCCAACUGUGACACUCGUGGCUUCUACAGGAAAAAGCAGUGCCGCUCCUCCAAGGGCAUGCAGCGUGGCCACUGCUGGUGCGUGGAUGAACUCGGCACGCCCGUGCCCUCACGUGCCAGCGAAGAUGGUACUUUACCAUGCGAUGGGGAGUGAGGGAUGAGUGUGUCCUAUUGCUCUGAGCCUGGAGGAAGAGGAGAAGGUGGUGGAGGAGGAGGAGGAGGUGGUGGAGGAGCAGGAGCGCAGGGAGAGGGGGUGGCUUUAGCAUGUGCUAGACACUGCCUGGACAGGAGGUAGCAGGGAUAAACCACUUCCUAUGGAAAACACACACCAGUUAACGUUCAUGUCCCUCUCUAGAAGCAAGACACACACACUCUCACAGUCCAGCAGCAGCGACAAUAACAUCUGCCUGAAUGUUCAACAGUUGCAGCAACGUCCUCUGCGUCGUCCGGUGACAUGCUGCAUGCUCACAUUAAUGCUCCGUGAACUGCCUCAGUGAUCCAAGCGGUAUUACUCCGAAUGAUCUCUAUAUUCCCUGGCUCUUGUCCUGGCUUUCUGGUAGAUUUUGAGUUUCCUUUUUACUUUAGGAUAGCUGACACUGCCUGUGUUUGUUCUGAUCUCAGUGGGCUGAAAUACUGUUACGCAGGUGAUGUGACACAAAUGUUUGAAAAACGUGUCUCCCUCACCGUCCUCUCUCCCUCUCUCCAAAGAUACACUGAUAUCAACGUACCUAAUUGACAGAAUAUUUCUUUUUCUAUUAAUUUAUUUUUGUGUUUCCAUCAAGUACUGCUUGAAUCUUACUAUAUAAAUGUCAAGUCAGAAAAAAUAGUCUUACGAAUAUGAAUGCUUCUGUUCAUUUUAUUUGUCAAAAUGGCGUUCUGACUGCUUAUUAGUUGAUUGUUUGUACAUAUGUUGGAAUUUUGUGGUCGACUGUGUGUUCUGAAGUGGCAGACAAAAAGCUUACGGCUGUUACCCUUUUCAAAAAGUUGUAAGGCAUAUUUUUAUACACGUCAAUAUAAUAUUUUAUAUAUGAAUUGUUGGUUUAUUUAAUGAACUACAGUACAAUGCCAUGUAUUUUUAUAUUGUCAGCAGUUUCUUAUUUAAAGACAGAGAUUAUUUUAUUUCAUGUUAGGGAGAAGUGUUGUGCUUUAAAGGCACCUUUAUGGCAAAACUCAUCACACUCAUCAGAGCUCUAUUCAACUGCUGCACAUCUUUAUGGUUAUAUCUCAUGUUUUUAAGUUCAUUUUUUAUUUAUGCUUUGUUUAUUUGAGAAUUGAGAAUGUCCAUGUUACUAUUAUGUUUUAUUUUUGGCACAUCAUACGACAAAUUCUGAUUUCAGUAGAGAAAAAAAAAGAUCAAAUUUGUUAUUGUUAUGUCUUUCCCAAGUCCUUGCAAAAGUCAUGAAAUUGUGUGCUAUUAAAGUGUGAUUAGAAUUUAUCUAUUUCUGAACAAUCUUGUUGUGCCAAUGUGUGUGCCGUGAUGAUAGGUCCAUGCACAAAGGACCUGUAAGAUUUGCAAAUAUGAAAAUAAAACAUAAUGAUAAUAAAAAUGGA